Molecule: messenger RNA, 576 nt
Organism: Closterium sp. Yama58-4
Lineage: Eukaryota; Viridiplantae; Streptophyta; Zygnematophyceae; Desmidiales; Closteriaceae
Source: the annotation of a GenBank genome assembly
AUGCCAUCUGGCACACCCAUCUCUCUGCCACAGGCUUCUAGAAUCGCGCCUUGUUCAGCUGUCACAUUGAACGACGUACUACCUCCCCCCGGUCCUCCGCCUGCCCCCCCUCCUCCGGGCGCUCCCCCUAGCGCUGGAUCUCCGCCAGGCGCUCCCCCCUGCGCUGGCGCUCCUCCGCCAGGCGCCGGCGCAGUGGGUGCAACGGGUGGCGCAACGGGUGGUGCAACGGCAACGGGUGCGGGUGGUGCAACUAGCGGUGCAACGGGUGGUGCAAGGGGCGGUGCAACAGGUGGUGCAACGGGUGGUGCAACGGGUGGUGCAACGGCAACGGGUGCGGGUGGUGCAACUAGCGGUGCAACGGGUGCAAUGGGUGCGGGCGGUGCAACGGGCGGUGCAACGGGCGGUGCAAGGGGUGGUGCAACGGGUGGUGCAACGGGUGGUGCAACGGGUGGUGCAGCGGGUACUUUCCCCAGAGCUACGUUCAACGCCUGUAGGUACCGGCGCGCUUUCCCUGGAGUGUUUUCGUUUCCAGACGCCUCUAAACGCCUGUCCGGCGAACAGGCUACUGAUAAGUAG